GUCUGUCAUCAAAUCUUCUCUUCGUGCAUGCACAGCUGUGAGCGGCGCAGAUUCGACCCCGCCUUAGCAUUGUCUCGCAUGCUACAUGAUGAGCGACUCCGUAAGAUUCUGCCCGUUCCAAUUCAUAUCACCAAUUCUCUUGGAAGCUUGAGUUGAGAAUUGUCACACAUAGAAGUAUUAUUCGCCAAUCUGUUUUCACAUCUUUUCUUUUGACCAACGAUUUUACGUAUUUGUGAUGCUGUCAGAUUCCCGAUGAUUGAUGCUAUAAAACCUUGUGUUGGGAAAAUGUACAAUGAUCGUGAAGAAGGCACUUUACGAUUUCCGGAAUUCGUAAGAGGAGAUUUUAAUGAGAUUCAAUUAAGAGAAAUACCCCCAACUCCAAUUGAAUCAAGUUUCGAUGUUGAAAGGAUACCGAGGGCAAGGGCAAAUUCAGCAGUUUCAGAUGUUUCCGAGCUCUCAACAGUAUCAGUAACAACGGAUGCUGAAUAUCUUGUGACGGAGGGCUCACCAUCGCGAAAUGUUUCUAAGGCUAGGGGACGGAGCCAUUCAAAUGAAUCGAGAUAUUCAAUCUUUCCCGUCGAGGCACCAAGACGCAAGUCGACUGCUUCUACAAAGACAACAAGAAUCACUAGAGAGAGGGCGACUUCUAUUGCAUCAUCAGAAUGGUCGACCACUCUCGAUGUACCCACACACUCGAAGAUUGGAGCCUCAAGAGCCUCAAGAGCUUCGAGGUCCAGCUCUAGUCCUGGUCCACCUUCUAGGUUGCCCUCAAGGUCGAGGGGAUAUUCGAAUCCAGAAUACAAUAGAACAAUUAGUCUUGAAGUACCAGCACGAACAGGUACAAUUUCUUCGAGGCCGAGGGGAGUUUCUCAUUCUGAUUCUAUGGCUUCCGCGCGAACAUCGAUCAGUCGAGACUUUGGAGAUCACAGAAGUCUUCUCAAUACCGGACAUCCACCACCUGCUGUUUCUGAGAAUGACCUGAUGGCACAAUUUGAGAACUAUGUAGAGUAAGAGUGCCUUAUUCAACAGGGAAGAAGGAUUAAUAACAUAUUAUUAGUGCAAUCAACGGGGUUCCAGCGAGAAGGAUAACUCCAAGGCGAGUUAUAGCUCCCACAAAGAAGAAGACAAGGUGGAUGCAGUUGGACUUUUCUUUUCAGAACCCUUCGCGGAAAAAGCCGAACAUAUUAGAAGAGGAGACCGAAGCUCCUGAUGGUGUUGGGGCUCAACAUUGGAAAAACCGCUCUUCCGUUUUAUCAGCCCUUAUGGGUUCUGUGCUUGUCGUAUAUAUAGUAUUUGUCAUCUGGGCGUCGCAAAGGUCAGGGAACGGCACAAAUAUCGGAAGCAUAUACGACGGAAGCUGUUCCAUGGUUAACGCGACAAACUUUGGCUUACACAUACUAAUCAAUGUAAUGGGUAUGGUAGUCUCCAUGGCAAGUGCUUGUGCUCUCUAUUUUUUAAGCUCUCCAACGAGAAAUGAAAUAGAUGAAGCCCAUGCAAAAGGAAAUAGCCUUGAUAUCGGCGUGUUAAGUUUAGGAAACUUGAAAAGUUUGAAGAAGAAAAUCUUGUUUGGGCUGUUGCUGAUUUCUUCUAUACCCAUCCAUCUUUUGUUAGUUAUUAUUCAAUGUCAUCCACCUUUCACCUGUCGCUAACAGGUAGCAGUUCAAAUUCCAUGGUAUUUGCAUCUAAUUUGGAGGUCGACUACGACGUUGUUAUAGUCAGUCCGCAUUUCCUAGUCCAGUCAACCGUAGACUGUUCGCAGGAUGUCGCAGCAACAUGCAGCGAAAUUGAUAAUCACCCCAUAUCAUGUGAAACUCAUCCCCUUAACUUUACUACCUCCAAGGAUUCAUCGGAUCUUUGCAACACCUCCAUAGUUUUACAUGAAAGUGCAACCCAAAACAAACUUCGGCGCCUCAACACAACCGAUUGUCUCACAGCUUACUCAACCCUUUCAAACCCAUCCUCAAAUUAUGGGAAUGUUUUGGUAGUAACUAAAAACCAGCCACUAUUCACCAACAAUACCAUUCUCCUCGCAUUCCAUCAUAUGACAUACUCUUCCGUACUCAGCGGCCAUGGGUGGACUUGUGGCCCCGAAGACCCCUUACCAGGGCAUAGUAUGUGCGAUAUUUCUAAUCUAAUCCUCAAUGCCGAUAUCUGGACACUUGGGCCAUCACAACUCCCAAUCACUUCCAACUCGACAUCGCUGGAGUCCUACGAAAGAUGGGAAAUUGAUCAUUGUCUCGCUGAGACAUUGCCAGACCAGCCCAUGUGCAAACUACAGUAUAGUCGCCUAAUAUUGUUAUGUAUAAUUAUCGCAUCGGCGGUGAAAUUUAUCUGCAUAUUAUUUAUAGCAGCCAGCAUGAACCAGACAGUUCUUUCGACGGUGAAAGAUGCUGUCACCUCGUUUCAAGGGCGCACCGAUGCGGUGACAUCAAAUAGAAAUUUCAUCCAUCGCAACUCAGCAUGGAAGUCCAAAGAUGGACUACUGAUCCUAGAACCGGAAGUGGAGGGAAGACCAAGGAACUUACGGUGGUUUCAUGGAGCUAGCUUGCCACUGUGGAUUGCUACUCUCUUCUUGUAAGUAGACUCCUGAUUGCUUGAAAGAUUAUCUAACCACAUGUACAGAGGCAGCAUCCUUCUAGCUAUCCCGCUCAUUCUCCUCACCAUCGCCACAGUUCCUAUUCCCAAUCCCUAUUCAAUCAGCCUUGGAAGCUAUUCGCCUCUCGCAAUCAUAAACAUUUUCCCCUGGUCUAGCAAAUCUUUUGUUCCUUUCACCCAGAUAACAAACACGCAACUCUUUCGAACAGUUCUCCUCGCCAAUCUCCCCCAAUUCGCAGUCUCAAUUCUGCUAUUUCUCUUCGCACAAGUAUACACCCGUAUGCUAUCUGCAAAUACAUUUUCAUGCCUCACGAACCCUUCUCCGAGCUUGAAGUCCCGGAAAAUCAUGGGGUUUUCAUGUGCAUAUCUCUAUAUCUCCGCACAAGCACUUUUGGCAUCAAUACUUCAUUUUCUUGUGUCUCAAGCCCUAUUCAUACAUCAUGUUGAAGUAGUAGGGAGUCAUGGGUCUAGAGAGUCUCUAGAGUAUUUGGAUUUGGGAUACAAUCCUCUGGGUAUUUUAGUGUCGUUAGUGUUCGGUGGCGUAAUGGUUGGGACUUUGAUUGCGACUGGUUCGUGGAGGCUGAGUGGUGGGCAAUUGGUUGGAAGUGGGAGUAUGGAGAUUGCCGCAGCUUGUAAGGAUAGAUGAUGAAAAAAUGUGAAGCCGUGUUUGGACAUAAUGAUAGCGUUCUAUGUACUAUAUUUGGAUGGGGAAAAAGGGAGCAUUGUCUCCAAGACGUGGCAUGAGGAGUCUGUGUAUGAUGAUAUUCAAGUGUGUUUUUUCU
This is a messenger RNA of Sclerotinia trifoliorum, 3377 nucleotides long. The record is from the annotation of a GenBank genome assembly. NCBI's taxonomy places the organism in Eukaryota, Fungi, Ascomycota, Leotiomycetes, Helotiales, Sclerotiniaceae.